AUGAGGAAGCCUCGUCGGAAGUCGCGGCACAAUGCCGAGGGCCGUCGUUCCCCAUCCCCCUACAGUCUCAAGUGUUCACCCACCCGGGAGACCCUGACAUAUGCCCAGGCCCAACGGAUUGUCGAGGUAGACAUUGAUGGACGCCUGCAUCGUAUCAGCAUCUAUGACCCACUCAAGAUCAUCACCGAGGAUGAGCUGACCGCCCAGGAUAUCACUGAAUGCAAUAGCAACAAGGAAAACAGUGAGCAGCCUCAGUUCCCUGGUAAGUCCAAGAAACCUUCAUCCAAGGGCAAAAAGAAGGAGUCCUGCUCCAAGCAUGCAUCCGGCACCUCCUUCCACCUCCCACAGCCCAGCUUCCGCAUGGUGGACUCAGGCAGCCAGCCAGAAGCACCCCCUCUGCCUGCUGCCUACUACCGCUACAUUGAGAAGCCACCUGAAGACCUGGAUGCAGAGGUAGAGUAUGAUAUGGAUGAGGAAGACCUUGCCUGGCUCGACAUGGUGAAUGAGAAGCGACGAGUAGAUGGGCACAGUUUGGUGUCAGCAGACACCUUUGAGCUGCUGGUGGACCGGCUUGAGAAGGAGUCAUACUUGGAGAGUCGUAGCAGUGGCGCCCAACAGUCACUCAUUGAUGAGGAUGCCUUCUGCUGUGUGUGCUUGGAUGAUGAAUGUCACAAUAGCAAUGUCAUUCUCUUCUGUGACAUCUGUAACCUGGCAGUACACCAGGAGUGCUAUGGCGUCCCCUACAUCCCUGAGGGCCAGUGGCUAUGCCGCUGCUGCCUGCAGUCUCCCUCCCGUCCUGUAGAUUGUGUCCUCUGCCCCAAUAAAGGUGGCGCCUUCAAACAGACCAGUGAUGGGCACUGGGCCCAUGUGGUGUGUGCCAUCUGGAUCCCUGAAGUCUGCUUCGCUAACACCGUGUUCUUGGAACCUAUUGAGGGCAUCGACAAUAUCCCUCCUGCCCGCUGGAAACUAACCUGCUAUAUCUGCAAGCAGAAGGGCCUAGGUGCAGCCAUCCAGUGCCAUAAGGUGAACUGCUACACAGCCUUCCAUGUGACGUGUGCACAGCGGGCUGGACUCUUCAUGAAGAUUGAGCCCAUGCGUGAAACCAGCCUCAAUGGCACCAUCUUCACAGUGCGUAAGACUGCUUACUGUGAGGCCCACUCGCCACCAGGUGCUGCCACUGGUAGGAGGAAGGGCGACUCUCCAGGAAGCCUAACUGAGAUUGGAGAUGAGGAAGGGCUGAAGGAAGGUGGUGGGGAGGAGGAAGAAGAGGAAGAAGUGGAGGAGGAGGAGCCAGAAUGCCAGGGCCCCUUCAAAGGAGUGCCCAAGAAGAACAAGAUGAGUUCGAAGCAAAAGAUCAAGAAGGAGCCAGAGGACAUGGGCCGAGACACACCCUCUGCUGCCCCCAUGGUCACUGUCCCACAGAUACCCUCUUAUAGGUUGAACAAGAUCUGUAGUGGUCUCUCCUUUCAGAGGAAAAACCAGUUUAUGCAGCGACUUCACAACUAUUGGCUAUUGAAGCGGCAGGCACGGAACGGUGUCCCCCUUAUCCGGCGCCUGCACUCCCACCUGCAAUCCCAAAGAAAUGCUGAGCAGCGAGAGCAGGACGAGAAGACAAGUGCAGUGAAGGAAGAGCUGAAAUAUUGGCAGAAGCUGCGGCAUGAUUUGGAGCGGGCGCGGCUGCUGAUUGAGCUAAUUCGGAAGAGAGAGAAGCUCAAGCGGGAGCAGGUCAAGGUCCAGCAGGCAGCCAUGGAGCUGGAGCUGAUGCCAUUCAAUGUUCUACUGAGGACUACACUAGACCUGCUCCAGGAGAAGGAUCCUGCGCACAUCUUUGCUGAACCAGUCAACUUGAGUGAGGUUCCAGAUUACCUGGAAUUCAUAUCCAAGCCAAUGGAUUUUUCUACUAUGAGGCGGAAGCUGGAGUCCCACCUGUACCACACCUUGGAGGAGUUUGAGGAGGACUUUAACCUUAUAGUUACCAACUGCAUGAAGUAUAAUGCUAAAGACACAAUUUUCCACCGAGCAGCUGUCCGCCUGCGAGACCUGGGAGGGGCCAUUCUACGGCAUGCCCGGCGGCAGGCAGAGAACAUCGGCUAUGACCCCGAGAGGGGCACCCACCUUCCCGAGUCACCCAAAUUGGAAGACUUUUACCGCUUCUCCUGGGAAGACGUGGACAACAUCCUCAUCCCAGAGAACCGGGCCCAUUUGUCCCCAGAGGUGCAGCUGAAGGAGCUGCUGGAGAAACUGGACCUGGUGAGUGCCAUGCGGUCCAGCGGGGCCCGUACCCGCCGUGUCCGCCUGCUACGCCGGGAAAUCAACGCCCUUCGGCAGAAGCUGGCACAGCCGCCACCACCACAGUCACCAUCACUGAAUAAGACAGUGUCCAAUGGGGAGCUACCAACAGGGCCCCGGGGGGAUGCAGCUGUGCUGGAGCAGGCCCUGCAGGAGGAGCCAGAAGACGAUGGGGACAGAGAUGAUUCCAAACUGCCUCCCCCGCCAACCCUGGAGCCCACUGGACCUGCACCUUCCUUGUCUGAGCAAGAAUCCUCCCCGGAUCCCCCCACUCUGAAACCCAUUAAUGAUAGCAAACCUCCAAGCCGGUUCCUAAAGCCCAGAAAGGUGGAAGAAGAUGAGUUCUUGGAAAAAUCACCUCUGCAACUAGGGACUGAGCCCUUGCAACGCCUGCUCAGUGACAAUGGCAUCAACAGACUGUCCCUCAUGGCCCCUGACACCCCUGCUGGUGCCCCAGUUAGUGGUGUGGGCCGCCGCACGUCAGUCCUCUUCAAGAAGGCCAAGAAUGGGGUUAAGCUGCAGAGGAGCCCAGACAGGGCUCUGGAAAAUGGCGAGGACCAUGGUGUGGCAGGCUCCCCUUCCUCUCCAGCCAGCAUCGAGGAUGAGUGCCACUCCCGGAAGCGGCCAAGGAGCAGAAGCGGUAGUGAGAGCGAAGGGGAGAGGUCCCCCCAGCAGGAGGAAGAGACAGGCAUGACCAACGGCUUUGGAAAACACACCGAAAGCGGGUCUGACUCGGAAUGUAGCUUGGGUCUCAGUGGUGGCCUGGCAUUUGAAGCUUGCAGCGAUCUGACCCCCCCUAAACGCAGCCGUGGGAAGCCAGCCCUGUCUCGAGUGCCCUUUCUGGAAGGUGUGAAUGGAGACUCUGACUACAGUGGCUCAGGCAGAAGCCUCCUGAUGCCCUUUGAAGACCGCGGAGACCUGGAGCCCCUGGAGCUGGUGUGGGCCAAGUGCCGAGGCUACCCCUCCUACCCUGCCUUGAUCAUCGAUCCCAAGAUGCCCCGGGAGGGCCUCCUGCACAAUGGCGUUCCCAUCCCUGUCCCCCCGCUGGACGUGCUGAAACUGGGAGAGCAGAAACAGGCAGAGGCUGGAGAGAAGCUCUUCCUUGUCCUCUUCUUUGACAACAAGCGCACCUGGCAGUGGCUUCCAAGGGACAAAGUCUUGCCCCUGGGUGUGGAAGACACCGUGGACAAGCUCAAAAUGCUGGAAGGCCGCAAGACUAGCAUCCGCAAGUCAGUGCAGGUGGCCUACGACCGUGCAAUGAUCCACCUAAGCCGGGUCCGGGGGCCCCACUCCUUCGUCACCUCCAGCUACCUGUAAGGGCGGGGCUGGGCCUGCACCUGCAUGCCCUGCCUCCGUCCAAUGGGGCACAGAGAAGCCUCUUCUGCCCCUGCCAGAUGUAUGGUUGGCAGCUUCCCUUCUCAUGGCAGGCCAGGGACUGGGCUGUGUCCCCACCAAGGGCAAGGCCCCAGAUUUGACCAAUUGCAUGGUUCCCCUGGCUGGCCUACUGUGUGCCAAAAACUCCCACCCAACGUCCCUCAGGGGAUAUUCCACUGAAGAACCAGUUAGAAGUAGAAACAGCUGUGGGGCUUGGGCCCAGCCACAGCAAUGGACCUGGACUGCCUGGCCCCUCCAUCCCACUCCCACUAACUACACCUCAGGGCGGGUGAGGUUCUGACACUGAUCCCAGAGAUGCUGUGGGUAUGCCAGGGUCCCAAGGGGAAUCUCCCCAAGAUCAUCCUCUCUCCCCCUCGUCACCCAUUCUCACACCUUUUCCCUGUCCCAUCUUUGUACCCAUGCUCAGUCUCACCUUCUCUUUCCCAUGUUCCUUCUCUUACUUUUUCUCUUGUGCCAAACUGACAGGAACCAUCACCACACUGGUCUUUUUCUUUAAUGUCUCAUUCCCCUUGAGGCCAGCUGCUGUUCCAGGUGGGUGUCUCCACCAGGCUCCUCAGGGCCCAGAUAGAGGCCAACCCAGCACGAGGUGACCCCUCCUCCAGAGCACCUCCCCAUGCCUGCAGACCUUCCUUUCUUCUGUCGACACAACUGAGGCCCAGCCGUGCUCAUGUGCCCCCUGGACCAAGGCGUGACCCCUCCUUCCUUUUCCCUGUACUGCAGGUGGUGGGUUCCUGUCAGCAGGCUAGGCUGGGUGUGUAAGUGUUCAUCUGUCGUCCUGGAUGAUGAGGAUGAUUGAGGUGGCGCCGUGCCCUUCCACUGGACCUCUCCCUCUCCUCCCCUCCGCUCCCCUUCCCUUCCUUCUCCCCUUCCCUUCCUUCUCCCCUUCACUUCUUGAGAACUUUUUCGGCAUCUGCAAUCUUAAGCCUCACUGCCACUACCUGGACGGCACGAUGCCUGCCCGACACCUUCCUGGCCUGCACCCUGUCCUGCCCUGCCGCUUCCACUCCCAACUCCAGGGAAUGCAACACUUUUAUUUCAAACCUUCCAUCUCCUUCCCUCUUUUCAACCCUCUCCCCACCUUCACCUUCUCAAAAAUGGAAGGGAAAAAAAACUGUGAAUGGGGAAUGUUGACUGACAAGCCAACACAACUUUCAGAGACUUCAGUGUCUAUUCUCUGGAUGUUUCUUUUCACCUCCUAAGCACCAAAGUUGCAGGGCCAGGUUGCAGGCCACUGAUCGCCAUGUUGAUUUUUAACCUAAUGUUCUUCUUAAUUGCUUUAAAUUUUUCAUAGGGGAGUUUUGGGCAAAGUCACUGGGGAGAUCACUGCCAUUUUUACACACUUGACUUUUUAAAACUACAACCAACCAACCACCACAACUUCUUAUACAUUUGGGACACGAGCCAGAGUUUAAAAGGGAACCAACAAAACACUAUAACUUAAAGGAUGGGGUUUUAGAUUUUGUACAAUAAUAAAAACAAUACAGCAUAUGGCUAGGGAAGGACAUGGUGUAUAUAAUUGUAAAAUACUGUUCUAAAUUAUUCAGGCCUAUAGUUUCCAUGAUUGGAGUCCUCCAUUUGUGGCCACACAGUGUGGUUUAUUUAAAGGAGCCAAUGCUUCCCCUCUCCCCGGGUAGUUGGUCAGCUGUGGACUCUGUGACCUUCGUCUAAACCUGUGUUGUAAGAUCUUGGGGCUUUCUCCCUCUCUCUUUCUAUGUCUGUCUCUUUCUUCCCCCAACACUUUCUUCUUAGUCUCUCUAUUUUUCAGUCUCUGAAUCUUCCAGUCUCUCUGAGUCUCAUUUUUUAAAAUGCUCUUUAGGAACGGGAAACGGCUCAGAUCCUGCUGUGGCAUGGGGCCUACGUGUCUCUGUCGCGUCUGCUGUGAAGCACAUGAUGCUCUAUUUAUUGUAGAAAGUGACUUUAUUUGCUUUCUAGAAUUGUUUAUAACAGAUGGUAUAAGAGAGGUAAUAAACAGAGAAAAAUCUAUGCUUGUAAAGAAUACAAAAGUUAAAUUUACCUACUAUAAUAUGACUGUCUGAAACUUAUUUUCUCUCUGAGAAAUAAAUGUUCUAAUCAAUGGGCAG
Messenger RNA from Carlito syrichta (Philippine tarsier), 5765 nucleotides. It is a transcript of the gene BRPF3, whose product is annotated as bromodomain and PHD finger containing 3. NCBI's taxonomy places the organism in Eukaryota, Metazoa, Chordata, Mammalia, Primates, Tarsiidae. Gene Ontology annotation, molecular function: protein binding. The transcript has 12 exons. The record is from RefSeq and is a predicted model, not a curated record. Gene Ontology annotation, biological process: regulation of transcription by RNA polymerase II. Gene Ontology annotation, cellular component: MOZ/MORF histone acetyltransferase complex. Bases 1 to 3606 code for a protein of 1201 amino acids.